Molecule: messenger RNA, 1614 nt
Organism: Debaryomyces fabryi
Lineage: Eukaryota; Fungi; Ascomycota; Pichiomycetes; Serinales; Debaryomycetaceae
Exons: 1
Coding region: 1-1614 (537 amino acids)
Biological process (GO): transmembrane transport
Cellular component (GO): membrane
Molecular function (GO): transmembrane transporter activity
Source: RefSeq, a predicted model, not a curated record
AUGCGUGAAGCAGUGCAAAAGUCUCCAAGUAUUGAAGAGAGUGAUGCCAUUAGCUAUAAUAAUAAUGGCUACAACCUGAUUGACUCAUCACCCAAAAAGACUACAGAGAUAGUUAAUGAAAGACGUAUUUCUGCUUCUGAUUCAAAUGAUGAUGACACACCUUACAUUGAUUUAACAUUAAACUUAUCAGAAGAAGAGAAACUCUAUAGAAAAACUUCAAAAUGGUACAAGUUUAAGUUAUUUUUAUGGGAUUCUGUCGAUAAGCAUCCAACUGAAAAGAAGUUUUUGAUGAAAUUGGACUUUUUUCUUAUAAGCUCUUCUAUGUUAGGCUACUUUAUUAAGCAGUUGAAUGCCUCUAACAUGAAGACAGCAUAUAUAAAUGGUAUGGAUGAGUAUUAUACUAUGAACCAGAAUCAAUAUAACUAUCUCAAUACAUUAUGGACAGUGGGUUAUAUUAUUGGGCAAAUUCCAUCGAAUUUAAUACUUCAUCGGAUUAGUGCUCGUUAUUACUUGGGUGGUUUAGAAAUUAUCUGGGCUAUAUUAACUGUAUUAAUGAUUACUUGUAAGUCAUUGAACGGAUUAUAUGCAAUUAGGUUUUUUGUAGGGUUAACAGAAUCUGGCUAUUUCCCUGGUUUAGAAUACUUAGUUGGUUCAUGGUAUGGCACAAAAGAAUUGAGUAAGCGUUCUACCUUUUUUGCUGUUGCUGGAGUUGCAUCUGGGUUGGUUUCUGGUCCUUUACAAAGUACAAUUUUGAAUAACUUUGCGGGUAGUAGUUUGCCUGCUUUCAAAUGGAUGUUUGUUUUUGAUGCAGUAAUUUCCUUUCCCAUCGGGAUAUAUACAAUGUUUGUUGAUCCGAACACCCCUUCAACCACAAAUGCAUGGUAUUGGACAAAAGAUGACAAACUAGUUGCUUUAGAAAGACGAAGAAGAAUUGGAGCACAACUCAAUACCCGUAGAAAAUAUACGUGGAAAAAAAUCAAGAGUUUCUUCAAUACCUGGCACAUAUAUGUCUUCCCAUUAGUAUUUCUUGCUUACAAUAAUAGUUGUUCUGCAAUAAAUCAGCCCACAUUUGAAGGCUGGAUGAAAUUAGGACUAAAGGAACCUCAAGAAGUAUAUAAUAGAAUGCCUGCAGUAUUAUCGGGUGUCGGUAUCGCUGUUGCUAUAAUCAUGUCGUACUUUGCUGAUUUCAUAGGAGGUAAGAAGAAUCAUUAUUUCGUAUUUGCCUAUUUUGUUUGUUUAUUAAUUGGAUGCUCGUUACUCUCAGGGUGGCAUAUUCCACGAGGUCUUCAUUGGUUUUGUUACUUUUUGGUAGGGGUGCCUACAUCUUGGGGUCAACCACAAAUUUUUUCUUGGGUUAAUAGAUUAUUAUUUGAAGAUGAUAUGAAGAGAAAUUUUGUUGUUGUAUGUACAAAUACGCUAGCUUAUGUUACCGGUGCAUUUGUUCCGAUAUUUGUUUGGGAUACCAAUGAUAGUCCCAGAUAUUUUAUUGGAUUUACAUAUACUGCUUGCUUAAGUGCAUUUGGGUUGAUUAUGACAGGUAUUGCAGUUCAUUUUAUUCGAAGGGAUGAAAAGGUCAAGGAAAGGUACAUUAUUGAUAAAAUCACUAUAGAUUGA